Pristis pectinata (smalltooth sawfish) is the source of this 3735-nucleotide messenger RNA. Its product is annotated as adhesion G protein-coupled receptor E2-like. NCBI's taxonomy places the organism in Eukaryota, Metazoa, Chordata, Chondrichthyes, Rhinopristiformes, Pristidae. The record is from RefSeq and is a predicted model, not a curated record. Gene Ontology annotation, biological process: adenylate cyclase-activating G protein-coupled receptor signaling pathway; cell surface receptor signaling pathway. The coding region runs from base 89 to 2212 and encodes 707 amino acids. Gene Ontology annotation, molecular function: G protein-coupled receptor activity; calcium ion binding. Gene Ontology annotation, cellular component: membrane. The transcript has 17 exons.
GAUGAUCUCAGCAGUAUGAAAAGGAAGAGAACAGUGCCUGAGUGAGAUUACCACCGAACAGUUGCAGUUCAACAUUUUUGAGAACACCAUGCGAUCUGGAUACAGCUACCUUAUGCUCGUGAUUUACUUCAGCCACCUAAAGGUUCAAGCUCUAGCCUAUCCUUGUCAGCCUGGAUUCUAUCUUCAACAAAAUGGUAGCUGUGUUGAUGAUGAUGAGUGCGAAGGAGGGGAAAGUACUGUAGAAGCUUUGUGUGGUACCAACACUGUUUGUAGGAACACGAUAGGAAGCUUCUUCUGUAAUUGUAAGAAAGGAUAUAUGAACUUGAACAAUGAUAGUAACUUCACAACCCGGACCAACUGCAGAGAAAAUAAUGAAUGUUUCCAAAUUCCACCAGUGUGUGGGCCAAAUGCAAUAUGUUUUAAUACAAUGGGGAGCUUCUACUGCCUUUGCAAGAAAGGAUUCAUCACAUCAGGACUAACUAACUUUACAGAUGGUUAUACAGGGUGUACAGAUAUCGAUGAAUGUGAAAAUGACCCAAAUAUUUGUGGUUCAAAUGCAACAUGCAUCAACAAUCUUGGAAGUUUUAAGUGCACCUGUAACGACGGAUUUGUCUCAACCACUGGAGAUAUGUUUACUGAUAAAGCAAUAACUCAGUGUCAAGAUUUGAUAGAUUUUCAUCCCAAGAGUUCAUCACUUAAGGAUAUCAAUUCAUUUGCUGAGCAGUCUUUCAUGAGUUUUUCAAAGCUCUGCAACACAAAUUCAAUGGAAUUACACAAGUUCAUUUCCAACUUCCUGGAAGUCAUGGAAAAUUAUACAAUUGCAGCUGCCCAGAAUUUACAUCACAAUGAAAUAAAAAAGUUCUCUUCCAAGAACGUUGAAAUCUUGAUGCAAGCAAUUCGGAACAAUACAAUCCCAAAGGAUAAAAGGUCAAAAUUAUCCACUACAAAAAACAGCCUGGACAUUAGCUGGAACAGUGUGGCAGGAAAAGCGAACUUUGAUGUUGCUGCCGUUGUCCUUAUCUCCUACAAACAUCUGGACUCCCUCAUGGAACCGAUUCUUUUGGAAAUCAAUAACAAGGAAUCCAAGCUGGACCUGAUAUCUGAAGUUGUUACUGUCACAGUAACUAACAAGGACAGGAAACACCUCCCUGACCCAGUCAUCCUCACCAUGGAGAACAAGUUUAAUAAUGAAACAGCAAAAUGUGUCUUCUGGGAUGCAUCAGCUAGUACCUGGUCUACUCGUGGCUGCAAAGUGGACAUGUCCAACACGACACACACAGUGUGCAACUGUAGACAUCUGACAAGUUUUGCUGUGCUUAUGGCCCUGGAUGAAAUAGAGGAGACUGAUGGUUACAAUCUGAGGAUGAUCACUAUUUUUGGCAUUCUUUUCUCCCUGGUGUGCCUUUUCAUUUCAAUCCUCACCUUCGUCCUGUGUCGUGCCAUUAAAAGUAUCAGGACCACCAUCCACACACACCUGUGCAUCAGCCUUUUUUUGGCAGAUUUGCUCUUCAUUGUUGGAAUAGAUAAGACCAAGAACAUGACCAUUUGUGCCGUCAUCGCAGGAUUCCUGCAUUACCUGUUCCUGGCCUGUUUUGCCUGGAUGCUUCUGGAAGGUGUCCAGCUUUACCUCAUGGUGGUGAAAGUCUUCAAUGCGAAGAGUCUUCGUUCGAAGUACAUGUAUUUGUUUGGCUAUGGAUGCCCCCUGAUUGUGGUUGGCAUUUCAGCUGUUGUGUUUCCUAAAGGAUAUGGAACAGAGAAAUUUUGUUGGUUGGAUCUGAAGUCAGGCUUUCUGUGGGCUUUCCUGGCACCAGUCUGUGUAAUUAUUCUGGUCAAUGGAGGAUUCUUUAUUAUUACUGUGUGGAAGCUGGUCAACAAGUUUUCAAGUAUUAGUCCUGAAAUUGGCCAGUUGAAGAAAAUCAGGAUCUUUACCUUCACUGCUGUUGCUCAACUCUGCCUCCUGGGAUGUACAUGGAUACUUGGCAUGUUGUACUUCCAAAAGGAAACGAUUGUUAUGGCCUACAUCUUCACCGUGUUCAACAGCCUCCAGGGAAUGUUCAUCUUCAUCCUGCAUUGCCUCCUUAACAAACAGGUGAGGGAUGAGUAUGCCAAGUUCUUCCUCGGUGCCUGCUAUCUGAAGAAAGCCUCAAAAUACUCUGAGUUUUCAACCUCUACUACACAGGGCCUGAAAAGCACGCAUGAGACAGGAAUGUGAACAAAAGCACAAAGGCCUUGCAGGGCUGGCUGCAGCUGCUUAUAAAGCAAGAGGGAGCACAAGAGCAGCAUCACACUGACUUGCUUUGCUUGGGACUGUAAUCUGAGACUGCCCCAUCACUGUUGCUAUCUUCUCCCCAUUCUUACCUCCACCGCUCUGCAGAAAUUCGGUACAAACUUCGGAAGAAAGGGGAAAAACUUUGCCAUCUGAGAGCUGGUCUGUUUCAGCUCUCUGCUUCUAUUGAGCCUGUCCAUAGCAUGAAUUCAUUGGACUCUGGGAUUUGAACCAGACCGUACAAUAACAUAAACAACAGCACCCGGCCUGGAUCCUGGGGAAUUGAAGAGUUCCCUUUCACUUCAAGGACCUGCCUGGGCAGAUGUGAUGAUGGUCCCUUUGCAUUCAAGUUUGGUGAAUCUCUAACUGGUGACUUAUGGACAGAAGUUGGGAAGGAGUGGCCACCUGGGAUUCAGCCAUCAGAAGGUGAGGAAGAAUAGGGAUGGUCUUUGAGCACUAUUGGGUUUGGGGCUGCAGAUGUUUGGAAGGAGUUUGUAUUGGGUGAAGAAUGGGUAAGGAUUGCUGUGGAUGCUUAGGAGAUUUUGAGUUGAGUUAUGGACCAACGCUGGUCAGGGAGUGUCUCAUCCACUACCCUACCCUUGACCAGCUCUGACCCUCGAGGUGACUCCUAACCUUUGGUUCAUGUGAGUUCAUACAGCAGAGGGUGCAACUCCCAAAUUGAUUUUUGGCUGCUCUUGGCUUGGUGACACAAGACUAUGGCAAGAGUGCAAAGACCUUUUCAAUCAGAGCCGAUCAUUAUGUGGGGCUUUCUAGGAGCCAAUAAAAGCACAUUGCAAAUUUCACUGACAAUGUCACCUCCUGAUUAUCUCAGGUACAUCUGAAGCACAGAUGAACUUUUCAUUAUACAAAUGAUGUUUGCAGUGUCCAAGGGUGCCAAAAGGUUAUUUUCAACAGGAAUAUACUGGCUCUUGCCAGGCACGAAACCAGAAUCUGGCCCAGACUGCUGAUCAACCUUGAAAAGGACCAAGUAUAAUUUCCACAGCAGAGAAAUACCACAAGGUCUUCACCACCAGUUAGGAGCAACCAUCACAUGAGAAUACCAUCUGCCCUGGUUCCCCUCUAGUUCACAGGUCAGUAUCUGAUAGCAGAUCACUAGGGCAAUACUCUGCAACGCCCCCCCCCCUCAGCCACAUUGUAAAUGGGCAGAGUGGGCCAUGAAGGGAGCUUCUCAACAACAGCUGGGGAUGGAGCACUGAAUCUUGUUUUUUCCCGAGGCUGAUAAAUGAAGGUACAGUCAGCAGUGAGGUGUGAAUGUGAAAUCCCCAUGCCCCUAGUUUGCCAGGUAACUGCUGCAGGGGAGACAAAUGCUGUUUAACCUGCUCAAAAGGCAGGAAGCAGGGUGUUACGUUGGUGAAUCCGGUUGUACUCUGUUAUAGUACGCUGCUGUGUGGAAAUGAAAAACUGUUCUGAAAAUGCAAUGCCUUUAUUUAAUAAAAAAAUCACAUUGA